GAGGAGCUGUAAGCUCAUCAGCAACAUCUUGUGCAGCUUCUUCAAGGAUUGAUAGAUAUUCCGUUGGAAGUUUAUGAACUUUUUCAGCAAGAGAUUCAUCAAAAGCUGCCAAAUCUUCUAAAUUGAUCUCAAGGUAUCUUCGAAAGUAAGUGAAAUAUAAAGAUGAUAAAUGUACAAAUUUGUACUGGAAGAUCUUCGGAACAAAUAUUUGUUAGUAAUGAAUCGUUCUCAGUCGGCCAAAUAUGGGAGCAAUUUGAAGAAAUAAUUGGUCUAUCAAGAAAAAAUUUUUAUAUAGUUCAUAAUGGCCGAAUUAUUAAUGAAAGUGAUAUAUUCUUGGAUGGCUGUGCGACUAUUAUUCCAAAAUUAUUGGGUGGAAAAGGUGGUUUUGGUUCUAUGUUACGGGCCAUAGGUGCUCAAAUUGAAAAAACUACAAAUCGCGAGGCUUGUAGAGAUUUAAGUGGGCGUAGAUUAAGAGAUAUAAAUGAAGAGAAAAGACUUAAAGCUUGGAUUGAAAAGCAAGCAAAACGUAAAGAAGAAGCAGCAGAACGUAAAAAGAAAAAGUUAGAGAGGCUUUGUGCAGAACCAAAGCAUGAAUUUAAAGAUCAAAAUUAUGAAAAAGAGAGAUCAAUUUUGACAGAAAAAAUUGGAGAUGCAGUAGAAGAAGGUUUUAAAGUUGCUAUUGCUGGAGGUUCAAGUAUUAAAAGAAAGUGUGAAGAAGAAGUUAAAAGUAAUAAGAAGAAAACAAUAUUAGAUUUAGAUAUUGAUUCUGAUGAGCUUGAUACUUCAGAUGAUAGUGACACAGAAGAUAGUGAACCAGCAAAAUCUAAUAAAUUCGAGCAACAAAUAUCUAAUGAUAGUGGACGUUCCAGUGAUGAAACUGAAAGAGAUAAUGAUAAACUAAAUGAAACACAGGUUGUAGAUUCAAUUACUUCUGAAAAUAUGAAUGCAUGUACUGACAUUUCAAUUGAAAGUAAUGAAGAAAAAAUAGUAGACUCUAAAAAUGAAAAAGUAGAUAAAAAUAAUGAAGUUGCUAAUGAAGUUACUAAUGAUAUUUCAGUUGAAAGUAGUGAAGAAAAAGUAGUAGAUUCUAAUAAUGAAAAAGUAGAUAAAAAGAAUGAAGUUUUAAUAAUAAAUAAUAAUCUGAUAGAAAAUGUUGAAAAAAAAUGAAGUUGUAACUUCCAUGGACAUUAUAGGAGUAGAAUUUAAAUUUUUAAAAUUUACUGAAAUAGUAAAAUAAAUAAAAUUUUGCUUUCUCUUAUUUAUUUAUUGAUAGUUUAUAUUAUAUUUUUAUAGUAAUAUAAUUCAAUCCAUUAUUUUAUAUAUUAGAAAUUUGUGGUAAGUUUAUAAGUAUACUACUUAAUUAUCAUAUAAUUUGAAAUAAUUAUUUUUUAUAAUACUAAUAAGUAAAUAAAUAUAUAUAUAUACAUACAUACAUAUAUAUAUACAUACAUAUAUACAUACAUACAUACAUACAUACAUACAUACAUAUAGUAAAUAUAUAAAUAAAUUUUGUUUAUGAUCUUAGAUACAGAAUAAUUACAGAUUGUAAGACAAUUAAAUUAAUAUAAGUUAUAAACUAGUUACACAGAGUGUAUCAAUAAAAUUAUAAUUACAACGAAGAAUUGGUGAAAGUUUUGAAGUAUAUAAUUCUCUAGUAAGCUGUGUACCAAUUGCAAAUAAUGUUAUUGAUACUACUACAGACCUCAAAAAGUCAUCUGCAAGAAUAUUUUUACGUGUACUGUGAUAUAAGUCUAAUAUAUAUUUGGCACCAA
This is a messenger RNA of Vespula pensylvanica (western yellowjacket), 1772 nucleotides long. Its product is annotated as replication stress response regulator SDE2. The record is from RefSeq and is a predicted model, not a curated record. Bases 163 to 1167 code for a protein of 334 amino acids. The transcript is spliced from 3 exons. Gene Ontology annotation, cellular component: nucleus. Lineage: Eukaryota; Metazoa; Arthropoda; Insecta; Hymenoptera; Vespidae.